This is a messenger RNA of Bactrocera tryoni, 824 nucleotides long. RefSeq lists its product as uncharacterized. Lineage: Eukaryota; Metazoa; Arthropoda; Insecta; Diptera; Tephritidae. The transcript is spliced from 3 exons. Bases 108 to 653 code for a protein of 181 amino acids. The record is from RefSeq and is a predicted model, not a curated record.
CGGUAAUUUCACAUCAGCUGUUAGUUUGUUGUUCGUUGCUUUAUAUAUUUUUAAGCGGGAAAAAUUAAUUUGGUGCUCACUUCGUGAAUUUGGAAAAAUUUUGCAAAAUGGAACCUCAAAAGAAAAUACGCAGGAGGGCAAUGCCUCAAAAAAAAUUUAGUGAGGAGGAAAACCAUUUGGUUCUAGAAUAUUUACUAGAAAAUGUGGAAAUUGAGAAACCAAACGCCCAAUUGUACUACCAAAAAUUAAUUGAAACAACAAAUAUCGAUGCUCUUUCAGCAAAACUUUCACAAAUGUGUCCGAAUUAUGAACGGUUUUCGGUUCUAUUUGGGAGUAAAUCCGAAGCCAAUUGUGUUGUGGAGACGUGCAACUCUGGAGUGUCACAAUACUGCAGCGAUUUUGCAGACCUUGUAGAGGUAGUGGAAAAUCCAGCCGAAUCAUCACAAUCAUCUGCGGAACCAUCGGGUUCACUUAACAACAAAGCAGAACAGACAAUAGUAGGAGCAGAGGUAGCAACAGUUCCUCCUACCACUCCGUCGUUCCUCGAAAAAGUGAAAAAACGUGCUCCAAAGAAUAUUCUUAGUGAACUUAAAGAUAUACAAAAGAAAAGAGAACAGUUUUUUGAGCAAAUUGAAAUUGAAAAGAAAAGUUGAAGCUAGAAGUGGACAGAGAAAAGUUAAAUAAAGAUUUUGAAAUAAAAAAAAUUGGAGUUAGAGCUAAAAGAAAGACUGGCAAUGAUUGAACUAAAGUACAAAUAUAAUAUAUAACAAUUUUAUAUGUUUUGUAUAAUAAUUUUUAAGAAUGUUUAUGUAAUAAGAAUGAAU